Messenger RNA from Fusarium odoratissimum NRRL 54006, 1393 nucleotides. RefSeq lists its product as uncharacterized. NCBI's taxonomy places the organism in Eukaryota, Fungi, Ascomycota, Sordariomycetes, Hypocreales, Nectriaceae. Bases 87 to 1130 code for a protein of 347 amino acids. The transcript is spliced from 2 exons. The record is from RefSeq and is a predicted model, not a curated record. Gene Ontology annotation, molecular function: carboxylic ester hydrolase activity.
GACAAAGUAUCCUUAUUGAUUGCGUUAACGGUAUUGUUCGUUAUUGAAUACGUUGCUGCCUGUUCAGAUAUCACGUCACGGGCAAGAUGAAGGUGGCUGUAUUGACCCUUUUUAUGACCGCUGUGUCGGCCGCCUCACUCCCUAGCUAUAGAUUUGUCGGAAGAGUCAACCCGGCGACUAAGCAGCUCACAUGGCCGAGCACCGGAGUGGCCUUCACAUUCAAGGGAACUACCGCUAGUAUUAAGAUCGACGGCAUCACCGGGACAUCAAGCGCAGAUUUGAUCAUCGACGGCGGCAGUCCAAUUCUUAUUAAAAAUGUAGAGGGAACUUCGAUCUCGACUCCAAAGCUCACAAAGGGUACCCAUACCGUUGAGCUUCGCAAACGAUCAGAAGCCUCUUUCGGUGUCUUCCGAGUUACCGGCGUCAACACGGAUGGCCAACUGCUCGAGAAUGUGGCGCCAAAGCGCAAAAUUGAGAUCAUUGGCGACUCCAUCACCGUUGGAUACGGCCUUGAUGGCGUUCUGCCUUGUGUCGACUCAGCCGUACUGCAGAACAAUGGCAAAACAUACGGUGCCGUGGCAGCGAGAGCUUUGAAGGCGGACUAUAGUGUCGUCGCCUGGAGCGGCAAGGGCCUUAUCCGCAACUAUGCCCAGAACCCCCCUGAUACUUCACCAACUAUGCCAGUUCUCUACACGCGCUACGGGGCCAACGACGCCGACAACAGUUUCACGUUCCCUAGUUCGUGGGUUCCUGAUGCUGUGGUGAUCAACCUGGGCACAAAUGACUUCAGCUACCUAAACGUGCGCCAGCCAGUCAACCCUGCCGAUCUCACCAAAGCCCUGGUCAAGCUGGUCAAGAGCAUACAGCCACACUAUCCAAAGGCUCAGUUCUUCUUUGUUUCUUCCCCGCUCCUCAGCGAUAGCUACCCCACUGCAACUGAUGCGCAGAAGUCCACACAUGUCAAAGUUCUUAAGGACGCUAUGCAACAGCUGACUGGUGUCAAGACCCAUCUGGUUGAUUGGCCUACUCAGGGUUCUGAUGCAGGAUGUGACUAUCACCCUAAUGCUGCAACGCAAGCCAAGGGCGGCGCACUUCUGGAGGCCUCUAUUAAGUCAGCUCUAGGAUGGUGAGUGCCGAAAGACAGUGGUAAGCGAUUAUGAAAAGGCAAAUUGGUAUCGAGUGAGGUUUCUUUAGCUCCGAGUGAAGUCAGAUAAGAUGAAAGUGAUGGAUGAAUGGAAAGCUACUCACUCUAAUAAAAAACGAUUGGCAUGAUUUUCUUAUUGGCAAUUUCUAGCAAAACUAUAGUAUAUCAGCUCGUAUAACAACUAUUUUCAUAAGCUGAUCAUCUCUCUGCAUAGCCUCGUUUGUGCAUAUUAUCCUUGCAAUAUUUAUC